Molecule: messenger RNA, 5686 nt
Organism: Phacochoerus africanus (Common warthog)
Lineage: Eukaryota; Metazoa; Chordata; Mammalia; Artiodactyla; Suidae
Gene: CEP152
Product: centrosomal protein 152
Exons: 27
Coding region: 212-5371 (1719 amino acids)
Biological process (GO): centriole replication
Cellular component (GO): centrosome
Source: RefSeq, a predicted model, not a curated record
CCCAGCCGCCAUGGCCCCCCCUACCAGGCCAGCUACUACCCGGCGAUUGAAGGGGGAGGCUGCUCUUCAAUGGCUUCAGCCCUCCAGUGUUCGGUUGUGACUAGGAAGGAGCUAGCGGAUUAGAGCCAGGGCGAGGGGUUUGCUAGAGGCUGGUCUUCCGCCAGAGCUAAGGUGACUCUACGUUGACAGCAUCUGUGGCCUCCGGAGGACCAUGUCACUAGACUUUGGCAGUGUGACAUUACCGACACAAAAUGAAGACGAAGACUAUGACAAAGAAGACUAUGAAAGGGAGAAAGAGUUGCAGCAGCUGCUCACAGACCUGCCUCACGAUAUGCUGGAUGAUGACCUGUCCUCCCCUGAACUCCACUAUUCGGAUUGCAGUGAGGAUGGCAGAGAGGAAGAACCCCAUCAUUCUGAGCAAUUGGAGAGGAACUGGAAUGAGCAUCAAGUGCUGCCUAAAUCUCAAAGUGUAAAUGGCUAUAAUGAGAUGCGGGAUGUAUAUAUUGGAGAGAAAACUGGCAAUAGUUGGGAAGAGAAUCAAAAUAGCAUUGAAGACCCACAUCGUGGGUACCAUCCUGAAGGAGGUGGAGAUGAAGGCGGCAGUGAUUAUAGUCCUCCGAGUAAAUAUGAAGAGACCGACUUAUAUCACCUUCCUGAAAACUUUAGGCCAUUUACCAAUGGUCAGAAGCAGGAAUUUCGUAGCCAACCAACCAAUGUAAUUACAUUUUCAGAUUCUCAAAGGAAUCACUUUCAGCAAUUUGGUAUAUCACAAGGUCCCAGUUGUCAAGCUUUGGAAUCAUAUAAAGUGACGUAUAAACCUUAUCAGUCUUCUGCCCAGAAUAAUGGCUCACCAGCCCAGGACAUUGCAGGAAGUGACACAUUUGAAGGCCUGCAACAGCAAUUUUUAGGAGCUAAGGAAACAGACUCUGCAGAAAAUAUGCAGAUCAUUCAACUUCAGGUUCUCAACAAAGCAAAAGAGAGACAAAUAGAUGAUUUAGUUGAAAAGUUAAAUGAAAGUGAACGUCAAAUUAGAUAUCUGAAUCACCAGCUUCUGAUAAUCAAAGAUGAAAAGGAUGGUUUGAACCUCAGCCUUCGAGAGUCACAGAAACUCUUUCAGAAUGCAAAAGAAAGAGAAAUCCAGCUUGAAGCACAAAUAAAAGCACUGGAGACCCAAAUACAAGCACUUAAAGCCAAUGAAGAACAGAUGAUUAAGAAGUCCAGAACAACUGAAAUGGCUCUGGACAGCCUGAAGCAGCAGCUGCUGGACCUUCGCCAUUCAGAAUCACUUCAGCGUGUGCGAGAGCAACAUGAGAGCAUCGUUACUGGUCUCACAAAAAAGUACGAUGAGCAAGUGCUGUGCUUACAGAGGAAACUGGAUGCUACAGUUACUGCGCUUAAGGAACAGGAAGACAUUUGCUGUCAUUUGAAGGACCAGGUUAAGCAACUGGAAAGGAAUCAAGAGGCAACCAAAUUAGAGAAGACGGAGAUCAUUAACAGAUUGACGAGAAGCCUGGAGGAGAGUCAGAAGCAGUGUGCCAAUCUGUUGCACUCAGGCUCAGUACAGGAGGUGGCUCAGCUCCAGCUCCAGCUUCACCAAGCACACAAGGCUCAUGUUAUGAGUGAAAACAUGAACAAGGCUUUGCAAGAAGAAUUAAAAGAACUAAAAGACGAAAUUUCUCUUUAUGAAUCUGCUGCAAAACUAGGAAUACUUCCAAGUGACUCUGAAGGAGAAUUAAAUAUAGAACUCACUGAAUCAUAUAUGGAUUUGGGUAUUAAAAAAGCCAACUGGAAAAAAUCCAAAGUUAAGAGUCCUGUACAGCAAGAAGACCCAGGUGAAGAGCUUUCCAAAGAUGAGGUCAUUGUGAAGCUGAAAGCAGAGGUGCAGCGUUUGCUGGGUAGCAACUCUGUGAAACGUCACCUGGUGUGUCAGUUACAAAGCGAUCUCAAAGACUGUCAGAAGAAAAUCGAAGAUCUCCAAGUGGAGAAGGAUGAGAAAAGCAAUGAGAUGAAAAUUGAUGCCUCAGAAAAACCAGCGAAUCAAAUAUGGCCUGGUUCUUUGGAUGUAAUUGUCAAAGAUGAUCUUCUACGACUUAAAAAUGAAAUUCAAGUUUUACAGCAACAGAAUCAGGAACUUAAAGAAACUGAGGAAAAACUGAGAAAUACAAAUCAAGACUUAUGUAAUCAGAUGAGACAGAUGGUACAAGAUUUCGAUCGAGAUAAACAAGAAGCUGUGGAUAGGUGUGAGAGGACUUAUCAGCAGCACCAUGAAGCCAUGAAAGCCCAAAUUCGUGAAAGCCUAUUAGCCAAGCAUGCUCUAGAGAAACAGCAGCUCUUUGAGGUUUAUGAGGGGACUCGCUUGCAACUUAGGUCUGAAUUAGAUAAGGUGAAUAAGGAGAUGGCGGCUGUACAGGAAUGCUACCUGGAAGUGUGCAGAGAGAAAGACAAUCUAGAAGCGGCUCUCAGGAAGACCAUGGAAAAGGAGGCUCAGGAGAAGAUCAAACAAGAACUUACUCAACAGUUUGAAAAGGAGUGGCAGUCUAAGCUGGAUCAAACUAUAAAGGCAAUGAAAAAGAAGACCUCAGAUUAUUGCAGCCAAACUGACCAAGAAACCACCACUGAUGUUAUUUCCAAGAAAGAGGUGGCAGUUCUGAUAGAGGAGCAGAAGCGAAAGAUCCAGCAGAAUUCAGAGCAAGAGAAGGACAUGGCUGUCAAGGGGGCCUUGGAGAAACUGGAGGUUGAACUGGAACUCAAAUAUUGUGAAAAGAUUGCCAAACAGGUAGAAACAGCUGUUCGAAAUGCUCGUCAUCGGUGGCUGGAAGAACUGCCUGAGCUUGCAGAGUAUAAAUCACUUGUAAGAGCAGAACAGAAGAAGUGGGAGGAGCUACAAGAGCAGUCUGUGGCCAAACGGAUAUCGUUUGCUGUUUCUGAAGCUAAAGAGACAUGGAAAAGCGAAAUUGCAAUUAUGAAGAAAAAUGCCAUACCUGGAAAGGAACUGGAAGAGAAGAUUCAUUCCCUUCAGAGAGAGCUUGAGCUGAAGAAUGAGGAAGUCCCCGUGGUUGUCAGGGCUGAGCUGGCAAAGGCCCGGAGUGAAUGGAACAAAGAGAAGCAAGAAGAAAUCCACAGACUUCAGGAACAAAAUGAGCAAGAUUACCGGCAAUUUUUAGAUGAUCAUCGAAAUAAAAUUAAUGAAGUGCUUGCAGCGGCCAAGGAAGACUUUAUGAAACAAAAAACUGAACUACUUCUUCAGAAGGAGACAGAAUUGCAAAUGUGUCUAGACCAGAGUCGCAGAGAAUGGACCAUGCAGGAAGCCAAGCGGAUCCAACUAGAAAUCCAGCAGUAUGAGGAAGACAUCCUAACUGUGCUUGAAUUUCUCUUAAGGGAUACCCGGAAGGAGCAAGCCAGUGGUUCAGAAAACAAGCCCCUUUUGGAGCUCCUUUCAACUUGUUCUUCAAAAUGGGUGUCUGUGCAAUAUUUUGAAAAAGUGAAGGACUGUAUCCAGAAAGCAUUCCAAGAUAUACUUUCCCUACUUAAAGAAAGUGUUGACUCCGACUGGGGAAAGAUAACUAUGACUGAGAUUUCCAAGGAUGCUGCCACAGAGAUCCCUGGUAGAGGCGGCCCUGGAGCUCUGGUCGCCCUCCCCACACCUGCCUCUGGACAACGUGCUCAGUCCCUGGCUGUGAGAGGGGCAGAAGCAGAAGCUGAUAAGAAAAAGAUCCUUGAAAUUAAAGAUUCAUGCUGUGGACACUGCUUCCAAGAACUUGAAAAGGCAAAGCAGGAAGGUCAAGAUCUGAAAAGAAAACUGGAGAAAUGCUGUAGGCAUCUUCAGCAUUUAGAAAGGAAGCACAAAGCUGUAGUGGAAAAAAUCGGAGAAGAGAAUAGUAAAGUUGUUGAAGAAUUAAUAGAAGAAAACAAUGACAUGAAGAAUAAAUUGGAAGAACUGAGAACACUUUGUAAAACACUACCACCAAGGUCACUGUCAGAAGGGGCCAUUGAAAAUGCUUGCAUACCAUGCAAUAGGGUGGCCUUGGAAGAACUUCGUGGGCAGUACAUUAAAGCUGUAAAAAAAAUUAAGCGUGACAUGCUUCGUUAUAUUCAGGAGAGUAAGGAGAGAGCUGCAGAAAUGGUAAAAGUGGAGGUUUUGCGAGAACGUCAAGAAACCGCCCGAAAGAUGCGCAAAUAUUAUUUGAUUUGCCUUCAACAAAUUUUGCAGGAUGAUGGAAAAGAAGAAGGAGCUGAGAAAAAGAUUAUGAAUGCUGCUAGCAAACUUGCUAUGAUGGCGAAAUUGCUGGAAACACCGAUUUCUCAUAGAUCCCAGAGAAAAACUACAGAGUCAGCGUGGCCCCUGACUUCAGAGCUGCUGACUGGAGUUGAAAAAUCAAAAAGAAAUUAUGUGAAUCAGAAUAUACCGUGUCACACUGAAAGCAAAUCAGACAAUAUAAAAACUCUCCCCAAAGGUAUGUGUGACCAAGUUCCUAAGAGGAGGGCUGUUUGUAACUUACGAAGGCGGUUAGAGGACACAGAAGAUGGGGACGGAAAGCAUGAAGGUUCCAAAGAGUCACAUUCAGACUUUCAGUUUGAGGAUAACAGUCACAAACACGUAGAUGUUUUGCCAAGGAAUAUUUCUCCUGAGUUUGUUCCUUGUGAAGGUGAACAAGGCUUUGGUUUGCACAAGAAGGACCUCCUCAGCGAUACGGACUCGGAAUCACUCCAGCAGUCAGCCGCACACCCCUUUCUUGGAUUCUGCAGAUAUAAGACCUCACCUAGAUAUACCCCUAGUCUUUCUGAUUCUGAAUUCACACAUAUAACCUUUCGAAGUCCUAAUGAAAGACUUGGUUUAAAAGUAUAUAAAUGUAAUCCCCUAAUGGAAAGUGAAAAUGCUGCAGCUGAGAAAAGUCAAAGUUCAGGUGUUAAGGAAGCUCCAGUCAAGGAUGGAGGGGACCUUAGCGACUCUGUAGGCUGGCAUUCCAACAGUGCCACUCUCCCCUGUAACAGUCACGAAGCCUCGUUUUUGCAUGAUAGGCCACAAGAAACUCUGGAUCUGCUUGCAGAAUCUGUUCAUUUCCAACAGCUUUCAGCAGCCAGUUGUCUUUCAGAUUCAGAGAAAAAGAAUAUGAUUCGUCAACCUAUGAAUUACGAGAGUGGUCAUACUCCAGACCUGUCAGAAGAAACCAUAUAUUCCCAGCCGGGGAAGAUCAGCAUGACUCUGGGACACCUACCUCAUCAGAAGGCUAACAUAUUAAAGUCAGAUUUUAAAAAGCUGGGCGGUCCAGUACCAUCUGCAGUAUGUCAGCAGCCUUCAAGAAAAUUAAUCGCUCCUCUGUGUAGCCAACAGGAUAGUGGCUUUGAUAGCCCAUUUGUCAAUCUAGACUAAUUGUACAAUAUUUAAGAAGAAUCAUUAAUCUUUUGACAAGAAAAGUGGAAGGGAAGACUUCAUACAGAAAAAUUUGUGGGAAUCUGCAUAUUCUGAGAUGUUUUAAUAACAUCUGACCAAUGUAAGAGUAAAGUAUUCUCAUAAAAUUACUUGAGAUAUUAAUGUUGCCUUAAUCUCCCAAAGGGCUGAUGGUGUAUGUGUCAUCUGCUUCUGUGUGGUGCUUGUAUUUGGUUGCUUAACCAUCUAUUUUUGUACUUAAAAAUUAGCUCUCUGUGCAGUGUUAAAUUAUUUAAAUAAACUUGUGUAUGGUCUGUA